This is a messenger RNA of Conger conger (European conger), 1820 nucleotides long. RefSeq names its product ZPR1 zinc finger (gene zpr1). The record is from RefSeq and is a predicted model, not a curated record. Gene Ontology annotation, molecular function: zinc ion binding. Bases 143 to 1480 code for a protein of 445 amino acids. Gene Ontology annotation, cellular component: cytoplasm; nucleus. Lineage: Eukaryota; Metazoa; Chordata; Actinopteri; Anguilliformes; Congridae. The transcript is spliced from 14 exons.
CUUUUCCUCUCUGGUUCCGGGCAGAAACGUGUAGAAAGGCGGAAGCGUAGAAAGUUCUAGAAAGCAGAGCAGUAUUUAGGCAGCGUGGCGAUAGUUUUGAUUGUACUUGUUAUUUUCUAACCUUUGUCUGUUUUGCUGAGUCAUGUCAUUAAUAGGAGAGAACGAUGUACGAGGUGAAACUGCUGUUUUUAAAGAGAUAAGCGCUGAAGACGAUGACAUGCAACCAACUGUUAUCGAGAGUCUCUGCAUGAACUGUUAUGAAAAUGGAAGCACUCGUCUGUUGCUGACAAGGAUUCCCUUCUUCAAAGAGAUCAUCAUAAGCUCAUUCACCUGCCCACACUGCAACUGGACCAACACCGAGAUCCAAUCAGCGGGUCGCAUUCAGGACCAGGGAGUCACGUACACCCUCCGUGUUAGAUCGAAAGAGGACUUGAACCGAGAAGUGGUGAAGGCGGAUAGCGCAACUACAAGAAUCCCGGAGCUGGAUUUUGAAAUUCCUGCCUACACGCAAAAAGGGUCUCUUUCCACCAUCGAAGGCCUCAUUGAGAGGGCCGCUGCAGGCUUGGAACAGGAGCAGCCCAUACGGCAGGCCACAGCCCCAGAAGUCGCUGAGAAAAUCGACAAGUUCAUUGAGAAGCUGAAGAAGCUGAAGGACGUUGAACAGGAAUUCACUCUGGUGAUUGACGACCCUUCUGGAAACAGUUUUGUGGAGAACCCGAAUGCCCCUCAAAAAGACGAGGCCCUCUCCAUUUCACACUUCAAGAGGACACCUGAACAGGACGCUCGGUUAGGACUUAAGGCUGAUGAUGAUGAUACAGAAGAGGACAAUGCGGAAAAACCAGGCAACGACAUGAACACGUUAAGAAACGAGGUCUUGAUGUUUAACACUAACUGUCCAGAGUGCAACGCACCAGCUUCUACCAACAUGAAGCUUGUCCAAAUCCCUCACUUUAAGGAAGUGAUCAUCAUGGCGACCAACUGUGACAGCUGUGGACACAGGACCAACGAGGUAAAAUCUGGUGGCGCUACAGAAGACCUGGGGACCAAAAUAACCCUUCAUCUGACGGACCCCUCGGAUAUGUCCCGGGACCUGCUUAAGUCGGAGACCUGCAGCGUCCUCAUCCCUGAGCUGGAGUUCGAGCUGGGCAUGGCCGCUGUCGGAGGGAAGUUCACCACCCUGGAGGGCCUCCUCAAAGACAUCAAACACCUGAUUGUUUCAAGAAACCCUUUCAUCUGUGGAGACAGUGCCACACCAGGAAGAGCUGAGAAAAUCCAGCUCUUUGGAAAGAAGAUUGACCAGGUAAUUUCUGGUGAACGGGAUGUUCACAUCAUCCUAGAUGACCCAGCAGGGAACAGCUAUAUGCAGAACGUCUACGCUCCGGACCCAGACCCAGAGAUGACUGUGGAGAAGUAUGAGAGAACCUUCGAGCAGAACGAGGACCUGGGUCUCAACGACAUGAAGACCGAUAACUACCAGUAGCUCUCGUCAUUGGAUGCCAAUGAAUAGAGUGACAUCUCUAUAGCCAAUACAUUGCUCAUGAAUCUAAGAUGGCCGCUUGCAGCUGGGAUUAAUGACUUUGGGUUUGAAUAACCAUGGAAUGCAGUUGGGAUGGUGUUGGGUCUUUUUCUGCUUUAUAAUUUGUAAUCAAGCAAAUCAUCUUGAACAUACAUGAGACAUUGUAUCAGAAAGAUGGGACAUUUUGCACACACUAUGUGGAAAUAUAUUCAUGCAAUUUAAGGGGAUUGGACUCAAGGUGAUAUAUUUCUGUUUGGAAUUCAAGUAAGGAUGUAUUAAAAUAAAUGUUUUUCUUUCCCCUGGA